AGACCCCCGACAGCUGCAGCGAGCGUCCGGCUCGGAGACCACAAGCGGACUGAAGAAACCAAAAUGCCCGACCCCACCGCUGUCACUGCUCUCGUGCGUGCCCUGAUCGAGGCCGAGGUGCCUGAGCUCCCGCCCGGAGACGAGCGCGCCUUGCGUCUGCUGCGGUACGCCUUGCGCAUCCUCGGUUCCUCGAUGCCGAGCGCGCUGCCAUCGGCAUCGCAGAGUGCAGAGCUUGCGCGGCGGCGGCUGGUGCACGCGGGUCGCACCGAGGACGCGCUGGCGCUGUCGCGGCGGCUGCGGGCGCUCGAGGCUUGCCCGGGCGCGCGGAACCUCCCAUGUGUGCUCCACCUCCUCACCUGCCUGAUGCAAUCGCCGCCGCCGGGCUCGCUCGCGGCGUUCGCCCGCGGCUCGCUCCUCGAACGCACUGGCGGACGCGCCAUCGAGAGCGGCGGAGCUUCGCGCCCCUCACGCGCCGCCGUGCCGCUGCCAUCCCGUCGCGCGCCCUCUUGCAGCGACGGAAUCGGUCGCGCGGACGCGUCUGCUUUGCAGCACGCUGCUGCCGCCGCCGCUGCUUCCGGCGGCGCUGCUGCUACUUCCGCCUCCGCCGCGCCCGCGAGGACGGGCUGGCGCGCGGGCGCAGGCAGCGGCGGCGUCGUCGGCGAGGAGGCGCUCGUCCGCGACCUGCUCUACGUGAUGCAAAACAUCGAGGGCAGGCACCUCAAGUGGGACGACAAGGCCGACUCCUUCCUCUUUCAGCCCGCCGAGCGACCACGAGGCGGCCCCCCCUUGCCGCAGCUGACGCCCGCCGCCGCCGCCGCCGCCGCUUCGCUGGCCCCGGGAGUCGUGCAGGCGGCGGAGCUGAGCGAGUGGCUGCGGCUGCUCGCCGUGCUCGAGUCGCAGCGGCUGCAAGGCCUCUCCCUCCAGCUGCCCGCGUGCCUCUCCCUCCUCCAGCUGCUCGUCUGGGGCGAGCCUCCCCUCCAGCGCUUCGUCACCCUCGUCGCGGUCGUGCGAGGGUGCAGCCACCUUCGCGGCGGCGCGAUGACAGUCGGUGUCGAGCGGCUCGGCCAGCACGGCGACCCGGCGGUGGAGGCGUACGUGCAGCGGCUGCUGCGCGGCGCGUGCGCGCCGCUGCUCGAGAGCUUGCGCGAGUUCUUCAUCGAGGCCCGCCCCGCGCCGCUCGCCGAGCUGUGGGAGAAGCGGUACGCCCUUCGGCCGCACAUGCUGCCCUGCUUCCUCUCGCCCAAGGCCGCCUCGCGCGCCCUGCUGGGCGGCAAAGCGAUCAACUUCAUCCGCCUCGCCUGCGGGGAGGGGCAGUGGACCUUCGACGCGGCCGCCGCCGCCGCGAGGGGGGGCGCCGCCGCCGCCGCGGCCGGGCGGCACUUCGGCGCCGCGUUCGAGCCUCGGACAGUCAACUUGGCGGAGCGGGCCGCCGGCGAGGCGACGCUCUCUGCGGCGAUCGAGUGCGCGUGCUCGCGCGCCAACGAGAAGCUGGUCGAGCUGCUGCUCGGCCGGCACCGGCUGCAGGAGCACCUCACCCACCUGAAAGAGUAUCUCCUGCUCGGCAAGGGCGACUUUGUGCAGGCGCUGAUGGAGCCGCUCUUGCCGCAGCUCUCGCGCCCCGCCUCGCAGCUGCACCGCCACCACCUGCUUGGGCUCGUCGAGUCCGCGGUGCGCUCCUGCACCUCGCCCGGUGUCGCGGCAGGGAGCGGGAACGUCGGCUCGAGCGGCGGCGGAUCGGGUUGGGCCCGCGGCGGCAGCGACUCGGAGCAGCUGCUGCUGCUCGCCCACCUCGGCGUCCUGCUGAGCAGCUCGCCGGGCGCCACCGGCUGGGAGGCUUUCUCGCUCGACUACCGCGCCGACCCGCCCGUGAGCGCAGUGCUGAGCGCGGCCGCCGUCGGCGAGUACCGGCGUGUCUUCACGCUGCUGUGGCGUCUCAAGCGCGUGGAGCUGUCGCUGUCCGCCGUCUGGCGCAGGCACACCACGGCGGCGCGGCUGGUGCGCGCGCUCUCGUCCGACGCGCUGCUGCACCGCUGCCACCUGCUCCGGCACGAGAUGGUGCACUUCGUCUUCAACCUGCAGUACUACCUGAUGUUCGAGGUGAUCCAGUGCUCGUGGGAGGAGCUCGUCGCCGCACUCGCCGCCGCCUCCGACUUGGACGGCCUCAUCGGCGCGCACUCGGCCUUCCUCUCCGCCGUCGUCCAGAAGGCCAUGCUCGGGCCGGAGAAUGCGCCGCUGCUCGAGGCGCUGGACGCGCUCUUCGAGACGAUCCUCCGGUUCGCAAAGUCGCAAGAGCUGCUCUACAUCCACCUGCUCGAGCAGCGAGCCGCCGCCAAGCAGAUGGCGGCAGCCGCCGCCGCAAACACCGCCGCCGGCGGGUGGGGCGCGGCGGGCGCGGCAGAGGCGGAGGCGCUGCUCGCCGAGGGGGACGCGCCGCCGCUUCAGCCGCACUUUUACGAACAGCUGCGCGUGCACGCCGCGCAGUACCGGCAGCAGUUCGCCGCCUUCUUCGCGCAGGUGACGCGCCACGCCUCGCUCGACCUCACGUUCCUCUCCUUCCGGCUCGACUUCAACGCGUACUACGAGUCGCUGGGCGGCGCGUAG
Emiliania huxleyi CCMP1516 is the source of this 2601-nucleotide messenger RNA. RefSeq lists its product as hypothetical. Gene Ontology annotation, cellular component: centrosome; equatorial microtubule organizing center; spindle pole. NCBI's taxonomy places the organism in Eukaryota, Haptophyta, Isochrysidales, Noelaerhabdaceae. The record is from RefSeq and is a predicted model, not a curated record. The coding region runs from base 64 to 2601 and encodes 845 amino acids. Gene Ontology annotation, biological process: meiotic cell cycle; cytoplasmic microtubule organization; spindle assembly. Gene Ontology annotation, molecular function: gamma-tubulin binding; microtubule minus-end binding. The transcript has 10 exons.